AUGCAAACAGUUGUUGGAAACUCUAGCCAACACAUCAGUGGAACUUUCGAAUAUGAUUUUGAUGCAAUUGGAGGAAAGUCAAGAUUGGAUUCGUAUACAACCGGACCUUUAGGUCAAGUGAAUGUGGCCACAAAUUGGAUCUUUCUCAAUAACUCUAAUGGCCUACAACUUUCCUACACCAACACUCAAGGUUCCUGCACCUGUGUCCAAAUCAAGAAAACUCAUUUCGACCAAAUAUGUUAUCCUAUUGGAAACCCAAUUGAAAAUGAAAAGAUUGUGAUUGGUGGAUUAGUUGCCAAUCGUUUGGUUUACCUCGAAGAAAAUGGACAAACAAGAAUUGAAAGUACCAUUUUCAAUCAAGAUGGAAAUUGUUGGAUUUUGAAUAGAAAUGUUUUUUCCAAAAUGAUUGUUCAAUCAUUCAAUUAUUAUAACAUGGUUGGAAAGUUGUAUGUUGAGAGAUUUAGAUUACCUGCUAAUUGUCCAAAAGCAGAUCAUUGCACUCCACUUCCAUGA
This is a messenger RNA of Naegleria gruberi, 513 nucleotides long. RefSeq lists its product as uncharacterized. The transcript has a single exon. The record is from RefSeq and is a predicted model, not a curated record. The coding region runs from base 1 to 513 and encodes 170 amino acids. NCBI's taxonomy places the organism in Eukaryota, Heterolobosea, Eutetramitea, Acrasida, Naegleriidae.